AUGAUGAAGUGGGCUGUCGUCCUGUGGGCCCUAGUGGCCUUCGCUGAAUGUCUUCACAAGGUCCCUUUGAUCAAGGGGAAGACCGUCAGGGAGAAGAUGAUGGAGAAGGGACUAUGGAACGAGUAUCGUAAGCAGUUCCCUUACAACCCCAUGUCUAAGUUCGUCCAGGGAGGCAAUGAGGCCAUGACCAACGAUGCUGAUCUGUCGUACUAUGGUGUGAUCUCCAUUGGAACCCCCCCACAGUCCUUCAGUGUGAUCUUUGACACCGGUUCCUCCAAUCUGUGGGUCCCCUCUGUGUACUGCAGCAGCCAGGCUUGCCAGAACCACAAAGAGUUCAACCCACAGCAGUCCUCCACCUACAAGUAUGCCGGUCAGAGUUUGUCUAUCCAGUAUGGAACUGGUAGCAUGACUGGCAUCCUUGCCUAUGACACCGUCGAGGUUGGAGGCAUCACUGUGAGCCAGCAGAUCUUUGGGCUGAGUGAGACAGAGGCACCCUUCAUGGCCAACAUGGUGGCUGAUGGGAUCCUGGGCUUGGCUUUUCCAUCUAUUUCCUCCUCUGGAGCCACCCCUGUCUUUGACAACAUGAUGAGCCAGAACCUGGUGCCCGAGGACGUCUUCUCUGUCUACCUGAGCGGAGGUGGCCAGUCAGGCAGUGUGGUGGUCUUUGGUGGCAUUGACUCUAACUACUACUCUGGACAACUCACCUAUAUUCCCCUGACUUCUGAGACCUACUGGCAGAUCAGCAUGGACAGUGUUACUAUCAACGGGAAUGUUGUGGCUUGCUCUGGUGGCUGCCAGGCCAUCAUUGAUACUGGGACGUCCCAAAUCGUUGGGCCAAACAGCGACAUUGCCAACAUGAACUCCUGGGUGGGAGCCAGCACCGACCAAUAUGGAGAAGCUGUUGUCAACUGCCAGAGCCUUGGCAACAUGCCCGAGGUGACCUUCACUCUGAAUGGAAACGCUUUCACCAUCCCUGCCUCUGCCUAUGUGUCCCAGAGCUCCUAUGGCUGCAGCACCGGCUUCGGUAACGGUGGCAGCAGCCAGUUGUGGAUCCUGGGGGAUGUCUUCAUCAGGCAGUUCUAUGCCGUUUUUGACAGACAGAACCAGCAGGUGGGACUGGCCCCAGUCGCCUGAUCAAAACCCUAGAGUCUCCAGGUCUCCAUCACCAGCUCUAGUACUAGAGAAUGUCUCAUUUGUAGGUGUAGAAACUAUCAUCAGAAAACUCCUCAAUAAAACUUAAUGUUACAUUUCAA
Osmerus eperlanus (European smelt) is the source of this 1253-nucleotide messenger RNA. Its product is annotated as pepsin A-like. NCBI's taxonomy places the organism in Eukaryota, Metazoa, Chordata, Actinopteri, Osmeriformes, Osmeridae. The transcript has 9 exons. Bases 1 to 1134 code for a protein of 377 amino acids. The record is from RefSeq and is a predicted model, not a curated record. Gene Ontology annotation, biological process: proteolysis. Gene Ontology annotation, molecular function: aspartic-type endopeptidase activity.